Lactuca virosa is the source of this 1041-nucleotide messenger RNA. NCBI's taxonomy places the organism in Eukaryota, Viridiplantae, Streptophyta, Magnoliopsida, Asterales, Asteraceae. The record is from the annotation of a GenBank genome assembly.
AAUGAAUUCUAACGGUCGACUCUGAGGAAACCCUAGUCAAACUUUCUUCAUUACCUUCGCCGAUUCUACUACCACCACCAUAACCAUCACCAUCAUAUCUCUCUCCCUCUCUCUCUAACAUUCAGCGAAGAAGAAGGUGAAACAGAAAAAACAUGGUGGUCUCAAAGAAAAACUAUGAGGAUUUGCGUAAGCAAAGGUUGGAGGAGAACAAGAAACGGAUGGAAGAGCUUCAUCUUCCUCAGCUCACUCAAGCUCUAAAAACCGCUCACUCCCCUACGCCUUCUCCGAUGAAGCGCACAAAACCUCGUGUCAUUGGGACAGAAAUGGUGGAGGUCAGAAGGUCAAGUCGUGUUGCGCAUCUUCCUGCCCCUGUUUACAAGGAACUCGUGGUUUACGAGCGAGUUGAGUUACCAAGAAGUGGAAGAAGGUAUAGCUAUUCACGAAGGGACUUGGGAAAUCGUGUGUAUGCAUCUGAUGAAGCUAGGGACUAUGCAAUAGACAAAGCAGAAGAACUAGAAGCUAAACUUGAAGGUGGUCAUCCUUCAUUUGUUAAACCCAUGCUUCAAUCACAUACAACUGGUGGAUUUUGGCUGGGUCUUCCAACUCAUUUCUGCAGGAAAAGCCUACCAAGGACAGAUUGCACUGUGACAUUGAUAGAUGAAGAAGGUGAAGAGUUUCCAACUGUGUAUUUGGCUCACAAAGGAGGCCUUAGUGGUGGAUGGAGGGGUUUCUCCAUUCAUCAUCAACUGGUAGAUGGAGAUGCACUUGUUUUCCACCGAAUUCAACCUACUGUCUUUAAGGUGUAUAUUAUAAGGUGCAAAGGUUAUGAUGAAGAGGGUGAAAAGGAUGAUUUGGAGGCUUAAGUUUAUGCACAGAUUGAACAAAUUAAUUUAGGAUGAAAUUCAGCACAUUUUUGGAGAUAUUAUUUGAUCGAGUGCUGUUUGGUUUCUUUUAUGUAGAGUUUAGGACUAACAAAGGUUUAAUGCCUUUUAGUUAAUGAUGUAAUUUAUCAAGUAUGAAAUUACAAUUAUGCCAUGCCCA